This is a messenger RNA of Copidosoma floridanum, 1191 nucleotides long. It is a transcript of the gene Brms1, whose product is annotated as breast cancer metastasis-suppressor 1-like protein. Lineage: Eukaryota; Metazoa; Arthropoda; Insecta; Hymenoptera; Encyrtidae. The record is from RefSeq and is a predicted model, not a curated record.
UUGCAGAUGCCUAGUGUUAAAGAUGAAUCUGAAGCUGAAGGAGACGAAAUGUCUCAUGUCAGUAAUGAGUCAAAUUCUUCGUCAGCCUCUGAAAGCAGCGAAGAACAUAGUGAUAGUGAUGAGUCCUCUGAAAUGGAUGAAGAAGAAUGUCAUAAACGAAGGCGUGAGUGUGUAAUGAAUUUAGAGGAUAUAGAAGAACAGUUUCGUCUAUUACGAGACAGGAUAUAUUUUGAAAAAAUAACUCAAGUAGAUAGAAAUUUAGCUGAGUUGAAUAGGGAAGAAUGCAAAGAGUAUUUAAAGCAAGUGCAAAAAUUAAAAGAAAUAAUGCAAACAAAGGAGCAAGUAGCUGAAGUUUUAAAACGAUUUCGAUUACAAAAUGUAAAUAAUUUAUUUGAAUCUGAGGAGUUGGCUGCUGCACAAAAUUUGCAAAGUGAAAAAAGACUUUUAUACGAUGAAAUGUAUGAAGAAUUGCAAGAAAAAAUUCGUAAGCUUGAAGAAGAUAGAAACAGCAGCAACAUUCAUGAUGAUAUGUGGUCGUACAAUAAUGGGCGUAAAAGAAAAAACAGAUCUCAAAGAAGAAAAGCAGUUACAGUUUCUGGACCAUAUAUCGUGUACAUGUUAAAAGAAAAUGAAAUUAUGGAAGACUGGACAGUAAUAAAAAAAAGUCUAACUACUUAUAAACCAGCAGUGCUUUAACAAUGUUUAAUUAUUCAUUUUAAAUUCAAGAAGAUGCAUGCGAAAUUGUUAUACAUUUGAUGAUAGUUAUAAAAAAAAAACUUGCUAAAAAUUCAUGUUCAUGUUCUAUUUCCGCAACAUUUUUCAUGUAGUUAAUCUUGUAAACUUUUUAUGUUACUGUCCUAGAAUACUGAAAUUCUAUUAUUUAAAAAAAUGUAGGUAUAAUACUUGGAGCGGAAGUAAGUAACAGAUAUGAAAUUAUUUUCAAUUCUUUAAUUUUCUUACAACCUUGCAAAAAGCACGCCUUUUGACAACCUACUAGUGAGUUUUUUGUUGUUAAAAGAAAUAUGUUUGUAUUUUAUACAAACUUGUACAUAAAUAGACGUAUGUAUAGUACUGUUUUAUAAAACAGUGAUAUUGUUUACUAUUCAAUUUAUUGUAAAUACUUUCAAUAUACAUAUUUUUUGACUGCUAUCUUUAAGAGUUGAUUCAGACUAUCGUAGACAAAAAAGUGCA